AUGUACGCAUUCCCAAAAUAAAAGUUAUCAACGCCUAUGCUCCAAGAGUCCAAAAUUUUUCCUCCGGCAAAGAUAAAAUGCGUCUCCAUAUUAUCUCAUCAAUUAGUUCUUGAUUAUAAUCUGAGAAUCUCUACACGAAACCAUUUUCCCAAAAUUAUAAAUUCUAACCUCAAAAUAUCGACAGUGUAAAAAAACUGUGUAGUGUAAUAACAAUUAUUCAUCAUCCACAUACGUCUGAAUGACUACACCAUUUUAAUAAUAAACCUCUAUAUAUAACUCUAAUUUCAUACCUUAAUUCAAAAACGUCAAAAGCAUAUUUAACUCGCCACUCUGAACUCUGGUCUAUACUAAUUUCGAAAAGGGAAAAAACCCUCGAAGAUGCCUCCUUCCCAGGAUCAAAUCAUUGACAUUUGCACUGUUUUGUCCGAGCAAGAACAACUUAAUGUUACAGUGAAAGAAGCAGGCAAGGGAUUUUUGAUUGCAGGUACUGGAGCAGCUGUAGGAACACUUCUCGGCGGCCCUGCAGGAUUGUUUAUUGGGGGUACUAUAGGGAGUGCAGUAGCUGCCUAUAAUUGUAGAGACAAAUGUAAAUCGGUGGUUGAUAUAAUAAGGUAUGAUAUGACUCCAGACCAACAAAGGAGGUUAGCUGAGAAUGUGAAAGUAGCACUACAAAGUUUCACAGCGGAAGAUUUACUCAUUGUGCUACCUAUGGUAAUCAAUUCUGAUCCUAUAAAAGCUGCAGUGGUUAAAGAAAUAGUGAGGUUCCUAACAAGUGAAAUGGGAAUGGCUGUAUCAUACACUUAAUUAAAAUUAGAAAAUAUUUUUGUAAUUACCUUUUUGCAACUAAUUGUUGAAAUUGGUUGAAUAGAAAUGCUCACUCCCAAUAAUUUUAUUCGUUUGCACAAAUAUGUGAUUCAUAUAAAAAUGAUAGUGAAAUUCUAUUAACUCUACUCUACUUGUCCUUCGUUAUUUCAGGAAUUGAAAGUAUAAUAAUUUGUCAUUUUUGUUCAUAAUAAUUCAUUGUGAUAGGAUUGUGAUAUUUUCAAUAAAUUGUUAAAAUCA
This is a messenger RNA of Coccinella septempunctata (seven-spotted ladybird), 1062 nucleotides long. Its product is annotated as protein C19orf12 homolog. The transcript has 3 exons. Bases 379 to 804 code for a protein of 141 amino acids. NCBI's taxonomy places the organism in Eukaryota, Metazoa, Arthropoda, Insecta, Coleoptera, Coccinellidae. The record is from RefSeq and is a predicted model, not a curated record.